AUGUCGACUAAAAGCAUAUCGUUUAGGUUACAACAACUCGAAGAUAAAGUAUUUAGAAAAAGUUCUAUCUCAUAUAAUAUUACUGAACUUCUCAAUAAUUUAGAAAAAACUGAUCAAAAAGAAUUGACACUUAAUGAGGUUUUACAAAAAAUACCAGCACUUAUUAAAAGAAAACAAAAUUAUGUAAAACAUUCUAAUUUCGAUUUAUCAUUGUGGAAUUAUUUUGAUUUUAAAAGUUCAAGAACAAAUAAUAGCUCAGAAGGUUGGCAUCAUCGUUUAAAUACUGAUUUAAAUCAUGUCAUACAUCCACAUUUUUAUAUGUUUAUUCGUGCAAUUCAAAACGAUUAUGCUUAUAAUUCAGCAAUAUCAUCACGUCAUACAGCCAUCGGCGCAAUACCACCAAGAAAAAGACUAUUUGUGAAUCGAAAUGCACGAUUACACGAUUUAGAAAAUCCUUAUAAACAACAAACAUUAACACUGGAAGAAUAUCUUGAAAAGUGA
Messenger RNA from Didymodactylos carnosus, 501 nucleotides. The record is from the annotation of a GenBank genome assembly. Lineage: Eukaryota; Metazoa; Rotifera; Eurotatoria; Philodinida; Philodinidae.